This is a messenger RNA of Rana temporaria (common frog), 879 nucleotides long. RefSeq names its product GTP-binding protein SAR1b-like. Gene Ontology annotation, biological process: membrane organization; vesicle organization; intracellular protein transport. The record is from RefSeq and is a predicted model, not a curated record. The transcript has 7 exons. Bases 158 to 754 code for a protein of 198 amino acids. Gene Ontology annotation, molecular function: GTPase activity; GTP binding. NCBI's taxonomy places the organism in Eukaryota, Metazoa, Chordata, Amphibia, Anura, Ranidae. Gene Ontology annotation, cellular component: endoplasmic reticulum exit site; COPII vesicle coat.
UAAGACAGGUGUAGAGUGUCGGUGCAUAGCUUGCUGCAACGAGGAGGAGACUGCCUGAUCCCAGGGAUUUGCACUGAGGAUCUUGUGAUUCUGUACAUCGGAGAUUACUGGGCUGAAUAUCUCCUCCUGUCGCUGCCAGGAUUAUUCACUGCUAGAUAUGUCCUUCCUGUUUAGAUGGAUCUACAGUGGUUUCAACAGUGUGCUGCAGUUUUUAGGUUUAUACAAGAAAAAUGGAAAAUUAGUAUUUUUAGGGUUGGAUAAUGCUGGGAAAACCACAUUGCUACAGAUGCUUAAAGAUGGCCGAAUGGGUCAAUAUGUUCCUACCCUUCAUCCAACAUCAGAAGAACUGACAAUUGCUGGAAUGACAUUCACUACCUUUGAUUUAGGUGGACAUGCACAAGCACGAAGAGUAUGGAAAAAUUACCUCCCUGCCAUUAAUGGCAUUGUGUUUCUGAUUGACUGCGCUGAUCAUGACCGGCUUGCUGAAUCUAAAGUAGAACUUGAUGCACUACUUGCUGAUGAAACCAUUGCCAAUGUUCCAGUACUGCUGCUUGGCAACAAGAUUGACAGACCAGAGGCCAUCAGUGAAGAAAGGCUACUGCACACUUUUGAACUUUAUGGGCAUGCUACAGGGAAGGGGAAGGUAUCACAGAAGCAGCUAAAUACCAGACCUAUUGAACUGUUUAUGUGCAGCAUAUUGAAGAGACAAGGCUACGGGGAAGGAUUUCGCUGGCUAUCGCAAUAUAUUGAUUGACAAAAAAUGUGCUUUAUUCUUUUUUUUUCAUUUCAUUAGGAUUUUAUAACUUCCUAAAUUCCUAUACAUCAGUGCCAUUUCAAGAAGAUAUGAUUAAAUUGCAAUAAAGUACUAUUUUAUUUUAA